UGAACUUGCUAGCAAGAUCUCUAUUAUAUUCAUGUCCAGUUGUUGAUAAGUGCAUCAACAAUUGAAAGUUACGAGAAAAAAUGGGAAGGGAGAAACGGACAUGUCAAGGUAAACAACACUUCAGCCAUCCACACAUGUUGAAACCCAUUGUGAAUCCAACUGAAACUCUCACUUGCAAUGCUUGUGAGCAUCCAAACAUUACUAGUAACUUCUAUGGUUGCAAUACCUGUCAAUAUUUUCUCCAUGAAAACUGCCUCAAUGCUCCGCGUUUUCUCAAUCAUUCAUCUCAUCCUUCCCAUCACUUGACCCUUCUACCAACUCCAACUUACUCGAAUCGUUCUUAUACUUGCAAGGCUUGUGGCUCUGCUGGCAAUGGUUGUAGCUUUAGCUGUGCCUGUUGUGAAUUCGACAUCCACAUGCACUGUGCCCUUUUGCCCCAAACUGUUGUCCUUCCCCAGCACCAUCAUCAUGAACUUGAGCUCAUAUUCGAAUCCCCUUUCUAUGAUGAUGGAAGCACCGUUUUUGUCUGUGAUCUUUGUCGCGACAAUGUAGAUCUUAAUAACUCGUUCUAUUAUUGUGCUGAUUGUGACUUUGGUACACAUCUCGAAUGUGGCAUUUCCAAAUCUGUCAGCCAAGAACGUCCGAAACUGUUGGGCAACAAACCAAGAGAAAAUCCAGUAGUGAUCAGGAAAACAGAGGAGGUACCCGUCAAGAACGAAAAAGAAAUCAAUCAAGAAGAAGAGGCAGAGGAGGAAGAAGAAGAAGCCGAAGAAGCGGAAGAGGAAGAGGAACUCAAUUAUCCAAGUUCGAUUCUUAUUGACAAACAUCCACAUGAGUUGGAGCUCUGCUUUGGUUCUCCUUACGAAGAUAAGGAUACCCUGUUUGCUUGUGAUAUCUGUAAUAUCGUAAUGGACUCGGAUGAAUCAUUAUACUAUUGUGCUGAUUGUGAUUUCGUGUCGCACUUGCACUGUGCAUCUCCUGAUGCUGAUGUUCUUCCGUCAUCACAUCCACGUCGAAAUCCAAAUCCAAAUCCAAAAUAUCAAAUUCCAAAUGUAAAUUCAUCAGUGGAGAUGAUAAAUUCAGUUAGUGAUGCUCAUGAGCGGCUUAUAGCAGCUCAAAUUGAAUCUCAGAUUGCAAGAAGAGGAAGACAGGCUAUACUGGAUUCGAUAGACGGACCAUCACCAAGACGCUAUUACUACUAAAUAUCCACCUUUUCAAUUUUAUGUUUAACUUUUUGCAAAUCAAAUGCCUCUUGUAUUUCUAUUUUAUUUAUCCGCAUUCAUAGGGCCCAAUUUGAGGAGAUAACCCUACCUAAAUAUUUUCAUAUCCAAGGCUUGAAUUUAAGACAUCGGACAUCAACACCAUUCACUACACCACAUCCUGACGACUCUUGCAAUUUUAUCGUUCAUGUAUUGAUGGACAUUUUUCUCCAUCUUCUUUACGGUUUCUAUGUCAAUCUAUUCACAGUUGGUUGAUAA
Messenger RNA from Solanum pennellii, 1478 nucleotides. RefSeq lists its product as uncharacterized. Lineage: Eukaryota; Viridiplantae; Streptophyta; Magnoliopsida; Solanales; Solanaceae. The record is from RefSeq and is a predicted model, not a curated record. The transcript has a single exon. The coding region runs from base 81 to 1202 and encodes 373 amino acids.